Molecule: messenger RNA, 3685 nt
Organism: Perognathus longimembris pacificus (Pacific pocket mouse)
Lineage: Eukaryota; Metazoa; Chordata; Mammalia; Rodentia; Heteromyidae
Gene: Palb2
Product: partner and localizer of BRCA2
Exons: 13
Coding region: 94-3519 (1141 amino acids)
Biological process (GO): double-strand break repair via homologous recombination
Cellular component (GO): nucleoplasm
Molecular function (GO): DNA binding; protein binding
Source: RefSeq, a predicted model, not a curated record
UGGUGGUGCGCUGAGAGGACCGCCCCGGGUCUCACGGACUGGGUUCCUCAGUGUCCGCGCAGGCCCGGGAGCUGGCGUUCGGCCUGAAGCCCCAUGGACGAGGUUCCUGGGAAGUCCCUGAGCUGUGCGGAGAAGGAACAGCUGGAGGAAAAACUUGCACUUUUGAAAAAGGAAUACAGGAGGACACUGGCCCGCCUCCAGCGUGCCCAAAGAGCUGAGAAGAUUAAGAAUUCUAAGAAAACAGCAAGACAAGGUGGCUUGCUGGAUCAGCAAAUCACAUCGCAGACAACACAGUCAGAGCCUAAAAAUGAAGGAUGUCCUUACGACCAAUUACAAGUCUACACCCAACUUAACAAAGACACUGGAGAAAAGACUUCUCUGACCUUUGUUGAGCCAAAGUCCUUUAACCCUAAAGACGGCUCAGAAGAAGGAUUAUAUAUACAAAAUACAGAUGACAUCCAAGAACAUUUUCCCUAUAAAGUCAGUGGCCUUGAUGGUAAGAAAAGGCAGAAUGAACUGCCAGGGAAGAGAGAAAAGCAGCCCCAAAGAAUGUUUGCUUCUCAGGAGACAGAGUGUUCCUUUGACACCAGUUCACUCAUUGUCUCUGGAAAAAGAACUAGGAAUCAGGAAGCAAUCAAUAGCAAAGAUCCUAGUUCAUCAGCAACUGUAAUAGGUUCCCUCACAAGUCCUCAGCCUGAAAUUCAGGGCUCUCCAGCACCAGCUACUGAAGCUGCUAGAAAGAUGGCAGUAAUUCCACCAAGUGCUGAUUCAGGAAGAGGAAAUGAAAUCUCCAAGGAGACCAUAAUUCCUUUACAUUCUGCAUCAGACAGCAGCUAUCAUCAACAUUGUAGGCCUUCUGAAGGUCACUGGGAACUUAGUACUCCAACAUUUCAAAAUACCAGUCCUGCUCUACCUGUUAACCUGCAAGCACAAGGCAGAAAAAUGUCCGUCUGUACAGAUGACCCAAUAGUAAAUAACAUUGUUGGUGGCAGUGGCCAGCUGCCUAGAAGUCCUAACUUAGAGGCAGACAAUUCAUGUUGUACAAAUGAACUCACUUGCAGAAACUUAGCACCAAAUAUAAGCCAAGACUUAAAGGAACAAAAUCAUCACACUGGAAAGUCUUUAGAACCUCCAGGUAACCCUCUGAAUAGUAAAAAUGAGAAUGUUCAGGAAAAGAAGGCCCUAGAUCAGCUUAAGAGUCUUAACCUAGAAGCAGGAGAGCCUGUUUCUACAGAAAGUCAAACACAUUCUUGCACAGUGGUUGAAGGCCUUUUGUUUCCUGCAGAAUACUAUGUUAGAACAACCCGUCGCAUGUCCAACAGCCAGAGGAAAAUAGCCCUGGAAGCUGUGAUUCAAAGUCACUUGGGUGUCAGAAAGAAAGGGUUUAAAAGUAAAGAAAAAGGAGUAACUAAAAGUGUAAAGCUUUCUAAUGAAGAAGCUGGACAAAGUGAAAUCAGCAUGUCGGACACAAGCUCAGGAGUGCUAAGUUCAAGUCCUUCUCAGGAACUUCUGUCACAAAGUGAAGACCACUCUCCCUCAGUAGAUCCUAAAAACAACCACUGUCCUAGGAGGCCUGUCACCAAGUCAUCUGCUAGAAGACACCGAGGAAAAAGAAAGUCAGCCCACACCUUGGCCCUCGAUCAGUGUGAACCACUUUUCCCAUCUUCUAGCACAUUCAGUGUUGAGUGGUUCAAACGCCAGAGUGAAAACACAGCAAUUCAGGAUUUUCAGUUACCUGAUGAAGACUUUGGGCCUCUGAAGCUUGAAAAACUGAAGUCCUCAGACAAACCCAUUGAGCCUCCUGAAUCAAAAGCAUAUGCAAAGAAGCUUCCUCAAGAGGAACAGAGUCCUCUGUGCACAGCUGCAGAAGGGAAGGACUUGGAAGAGGAAGCUAUGUUUGUUCCAGGAAAAGCACAUCCUCAAAUGCCAAGCCCAAAGAACCAGACUCCCCACAAGGGCCUUUCUUCUUCCAUGUUACUCUUCACUCCUUUAAACACUGCUACUGCUGCUGUUGGCAAUGAGAGUGCCAGGCCUGCCACACAAGUGUGUUCCCCAGCUUUCCCCACCCUGGGCACCACUCCAGCUUUCAGUUCUCCUGCAUCCUGUGAUGGAAUGUCUGCCCGGGGUGAUGGACCAGCUUGCUCCCUGCCCCACCUUGCUCCCUUGGAAGACACAGUCAGUCUACCUAGGACUCCUAAACAAUCGGUCUAUACAGCCAACCCUCUCAAACUGGUUACCAACCUGCAUGUGCCAGGUAGGCGAGGACAGUCUGCCUGUGACCGUGACUGUGGCCCCCAAGCAACACCUGCACCUACUGAGUCAUUCACUUUCAGAGAAAAUCAGCUGUGUGGAAACGCAUGCCUGGCGUUGCAUGGGCAUUCCACUGAACAGCCCGAAACGGCACAUCCUCCAGCUGGUGAGAGCCUAAACCCAGGCAGUCUACAAUUGCUUUCCAAGUUAAAGAACCCCUGCAGUUCCUGUUCUGUGGAUGUGAGCGCCCUGUGGUGGGAUCAAGCUGGCUUGAAGGAGCCAUGCAUCGUAACUGCUUGCGAAUACGCAGUUUCUCUUUGGAAGCCGCUGCGUACGUGGCAAUGGGAGAAAAUGUACACCUGGCACUUCUCGGAGGUUCCAGUGUUACAAAUAGUUCCAGUGCCCAAUGUUUGUAAUCUGGUGUGUGUGGCAUUAGGAACUUUGGAAAUCAGAGAAAUCAGGGCAUUGCUUUGGUCCUGCGGUGAUGAAAGUGAAAGGCACGUGCUCCUCCAAUCAGGAAAUAUAAAGGCUGUGCUUGGCUUGACAAAGCGACGGCUGGUCAGCAGCAGUGGGGGCCCCUGUAAUCAGCAAGUGGAAGUGAUGACGCUAGCAGAGGAUGGCAGAAGCAAAGAGAAGCGCUUUCUGAUGCCCCCUGAAGAGACGGUACUGACUUUUGCUGAGGUGCAGGGGAUGCCGGAGGCUCUGCUUGGCACCACUGUCAUGAGCAAUGUCGUCAUCUGGAAUUUAAGGACUGGUCAACUCCUGAAAAAGAUGCACAUGGCCGGUUCUUACCAAGGUUCAGUGUGUCACAAAGCCUAUUCUGAAAUGGGGCUCCUGUUUGUUGUUCUGAGUCACCCUUGUGCCAAAGAGAGCGAGUGUUUGGGAAGCCCAGUGUUUCAGCUGGUGGCGAUCAACCCUAAGACGGCCCUGAGUUUGGGGGUGCUGCUGUAUUGCCUGCCCCAAGAGCAGGCUGGAAGGCAAGUUCCUGGAAGGGGAUGUGAGAGAUCACUGCGCAGCUGCUGUCUUGACUUCUGGGACAAUUGCCAUCUGGGACUUGGUGCUGGGGCGCUGUGCUGCCCUCCUGCCACCCAGUCCAGGUCAAAAUUGGUCUUUUGUGAGAUGGUCAGCUACAGAUUCUCAUUUGCUGGCUGGACAGAAAGAUGGAAAUAUAUUCAUAUAUCACUACUCAUGAAUUACAGGGAAAACACUUUUCUGGGUGCAUUUGAUCUCCUAGCACUCUUUGGGGACAUUGGGAGAACUCCCGAGUGACAUGUAAAGGGAUGACUGGGGAUGCUGGCUGUUUAGUGGUGGCACUGCUGGUUCAUGCUCACCUUGAGGGAAAGGAUCUAGGGCUCUGGUGAUAGCCACAUUUGCACACUUAGGUCUAAAGUUGUACAGAAAACUUCAAAUGUCAAUAAAUAUUUAUUUUCAUACA